Molecule: messenger RNA, 1002 nt
Organism: Enterobius vermicularis (human pinworm)
Lineage: Eukaryota; Metazoa; Nematoda; Chromadorea; Rhabditida; Oxyuridae
Source: the annotation of a GenBank genome assembly
AUGGAACGGUCGAAAAUGGAUCAGAAAGCACAACAUUUAUUGAGCCGCGAAAUUCAGGCAAUGGAAGAAUUGCACCAUCCAAAUAUCAUUAGACUUUUUGAGUGUGUUGAAACAAUGACCAGAACAUUUUUGGUAAUGGAAUACGCUGGUGGUGGUGAACUUUAUGGUUAUAUCCGUGAACGAGGCAAGCUACCAGAACAAGACUGUAAACCACUGUUUUCACAAAUUGUUGCUGCCGUUGCGCAUAUGCAUACAAGAAAACUUGUUCAUCGCGAUAUUAAAGCUGAGAAUGUGAUCUUUUCACGACCUGGACAAAUUAAGCUUGCUGAUUUUGGAUUUUCCUGUAAAUUGGAAGAAGAUGGUAAACUUCGGACAUUUUGUGGCUCACCGCCAUAUGCAGCGCCAGAAUUAUUUAAAGAGGAAAAAUAUUACGGUCCUAUGGUAGAUAUAUGGGCAAUGGGUGUACUACUGUUUUUUAUGCUGGUUGGGAAUACGCCAUUUCGGGGUGAUACAAUCUCGGACUUGCGGCAAAAUAUAUUGAAAGGAUUUUUUGACUUGCCUGAUUAUUUAAGUUCGUUUGCACAAUUAAUCAUUACUCGAAUGCUGGAGAUGAAUCCGGAAAAACGGAUGACUGUUUUUGAUAUCAAGUGUAAGACACAUCACACUUCCAAGAAUCCUGAUAAAAAUGCAAUUGUUCAAGCAGUAUGGCAUGACUUAAGUCAAUACGGUAUAACAGAGGAAAUGUUAGCCGAAUCUUAUCCAAAAGCUCCAAGAAGUGCUGUUGUUGGUACAUACAGAAUAGUUUUAUACCAAACGCAAAUAAAAGCCGAAGAGGAGGAACGACAACGAGCAAUGAUGGAACAAGAACAGAACGAAUUUGAAGUGACAAAAAAGAAGGUUACACCAAUGUUAAAUCAUCGAAAUUCAGUCAUGCGUUCAAUGCAGUUCUUGAACGCUUGUAUUGACCGUGAACAGGAAGGCUGGAUUAUAUGUCAUAUGUGA